Molecule: messenger RNA, 3087 nt
Organism: Zeugodacus cucurbitae (melon fly)
Lineage: Eukaryota; Metazoa; Arthropoda; Insecta; Diptera; Tephritidae
Product: disks large homolog 5
Exons: 9
Coding region: 114-2162 (682 amino acids)
Cellular component (GO): stereocilia ankle link complex; cilium; stereocilium tip
Molecular function (GO): protein binding
Source: RefSeq, a predicted model, not a curated record
AAAAAUAUAUUUAAAAAAUAAAAGUGUCACAAAAAUAUACAAAUACAACAACACGAAAAGUACCAAAUCUACUGAAUCAAAUACAUUUUGAUUGAAAAUAAGCGCGUCUUGUAAUGCGCCUUGGGGGCGGCUUACCAUACGACGGCGACCCCCCGACAAUGAGCGCAGCUGGCAAUGAUUAUGCAGAAUUAUGCGAUCUUGGACCCUCACGAUGGAGUUCGCGUGGCUAUUAUUAUGCACCACCCGCACAUGCGACCGCCUUACAUCCUAGUGCCGCACCUGGCCUACAACAACCGCAAUCCUCAUCCAGCGUACCGACCGGCAAUUCGGCCGGCCUCAGCGGCCAUCCGUUGCGCACACCGAGCAGUUACGAGGCGGAAGACGUUUCCUUUGGCAUGAUUAGUCCACCGCCGGGUGUGAUCGGUCCGUCGUCGGUUGGUCUUAGCGGUACGUACGGCAUCGGUUCGCGUAUUGGCAAUAGUACGAGUUCGUUACGUGGCGGCCGUUCCGGUCUCUAUUACUCACCGCCCGGCACAUCGUACACAAUUGUGGAGCGUCCACAUUCGCCACAUUACUAUUACAAUACGGCUGGUGCACCGACGAAGGGUGGCUCAUUGCCGGGACGCGGUUCGUCGUAUCUCUCAUCGACAGCAUCACCCACUAGCCAUAUGGCGGCGACGGGCGGUGGCGGCACGCUGCCCAACUCAACGGCGACGAUGGGUGGGCGUGCGCACAGCAGUAUGGGCAUGGCGAAUGGCAACAAGAAGCGACCCAUUUCGCCGGAGCAAGUGCUGCGCAUGUUCGGUGCGACGCAAUCAUCUUCAGUUCCUACAAGCAGCUAUCACUAUAGCAACGGCACAAGAGAUCGUACCGGACGACGCAGCCCGGCGAGUAGUCCGCCCUCGACCACGCAUCAGAUGUAUCGUGAGCGAGAUCGAGAUCGUAGCAUAACGAAUAUACACGAAUUAACCACACGUACCAUAAACAUGUCACGCGAUCAGCAGAUCGAUCAUGGUUUUGGUAUUUGUGUUAAAGGAGGAAAAGACUCAGGAUUAGGCGUCUAUAUCUCACGCAUCGAAGAGAAUUCCGUGGCAGAGCGCGCCGGCCUGCGCCCCGGUGAUACAAUCCUAGAGGUGAAUGGUACGCCGUUCACUUCAAUAAAUCACGAGGAGGCGUUAAAAAGAUGUGUGCAGAUAUUGAAAUCAUCACGUCAAAUCAGUAUGACGGUGCGCUCACCACCGACGCUCAACUCCCACGCGCCACUGCAUGGCUUCGGUCCACCCUCGUCGCGGGAUCCCAUGUACGCAUCGAUGGCGCCACUACUGCCACAAUCGGCGGCCGGUCUACCGCCCGGAGCGACGAUGAUUGGCGGCGGUGGUCUACCAUUUCGUCAGACAUGUUCCUGGAUGGACCGACAUGGUCGUCCCGCAUCGCCACCCAUGGAGUAUGGCGGACGGCAUACGGAUCGUCGUGAGCGAAUCCGACGCGUUGAGCUGCUCAUUGAACCGGGCCAAUCGCUGGGUCUCAUGAUACGCGGCGGCGUUGAAUACGGCCUCGGCAUCUUCGUCACCGGCGUCGAUAAGGACAGUGUUGCUGAUCGGGCUGGCCUCAUGGUCGGCGACGAGAUACUCGAGGUCAAUGGUCAGUCAUUUCUCGAUGUGACCCACGACGAAGCGGUCAGUCAGUUGAAAUACCAUAAACGUAUGUCGCUUGUGAUACGUGAUGUUGGUAAAGUGCCACACUCCUGUACAUCCAUUGAGAUGGAGCCUUGGGACGCGUACAGUCCGACGGGGACGAGAGCUCGUCGAAAAGGUCAAAUAACCGCUAUGGUGGAGGAGAAGGCACGUUCUCUGCUGCCACGCCAUCAAUUCGCAAGUCUCUCGUAUUAUAUCGCCGAAUAUGCUGCGAGAGCGAUGACCAUAGAUGCCUUUGUUGCCGUCUUAUUAGAAAUGUUAGACACAUAUGAGAAACAUACGUUAGUGACGGAACUACGCGAACUUAUAUAUCCCGAGGAUCGUACGCGAUACGAUGAGCUUGUUUAUCGUAGAGAACGUGAUCCGUACAGCGUGGAGAGGCACAGGCGUAAAGGAGAAACCGCACGUGAUUUACCGGUAAGCUUUUUAGAAGAUUUAUUCUACGACACAGACACUAUUUACUAUUAGCUACCUGAAAGGUCUAUAAGUGUUUUCUUCUGACUAUGCGAAAAAAAAAUUAAGAAAAAAAUCGUAAUUUAUACUCUAAACGUUAUUAUUAUUAGCUAUAUACUAUUAGCCCGUAUACUAAAACAAAAUACUCGAUAUACAAUGCAAACAACUACACACACAGAUAUUUAUAUACAUAUACUAUAUGUCAAUGCUUUGCAAUAACUAACUAACAUACUAACACUAACUAACUGUGUAACCUAAUAAAUGGCAUGUUAACUAUACUAUACUUGUUGUUGUAAUGUAAUUGUUGUAUUAACCAAAAAUUCUAGCUUUAUACUGUAUAUGUAUAUGUGUAAUAAGUAAUGAACAGUUAUCUUUAAUAAUAUUAAUGAUUUAAUUAUGAUUUUCACACACACUGUAACAAAUCUGCCAAAUACUCUAUUUAUCUAUAUAUAUUUUAAAACAAAUUUUAUUGUUGUUGUUUAUGAAGAAGAAAAAAUUGUUGUUCUAGCUUUUCUAUUAGUUUUCUUUAUAAAAAAUACAAAAUACUAAAUACAAAAACAAAACUAAAAAACAACACAGCCUUAAAGAAGUCUUAAAGAUUCACGAAGUAGAACACAUAAAAGACAAUAAUGCAGACAAAUCAUCAUAAAGCAGAACAAGAAAAACCGCAAAAAGUGAAACAAUUUAAAUGAAAAACUUAACUUUAAUUUUUAUUACAAUGUACACUUGAAACACUUAAUACUACAACAACUACAAAAACAUUUACAAAGUGUAUAAUUUUUCAUUUUUUAUGCUCUUUUGUUCAUAAAAUAUUUUUUAAAAAAUACAAUUUAACACUUAAACUGUAGCAAAUGUACUAACCUUAAUAUGCCUUAAGCGCUCAGCCUCGACGAGCUGAGCAUUCAUUGUCAAAGAACUAAUUAAGCGCUGCUGUAGCCCA